AUGCCAUCAUACCUAUUUAAUUUUAAUGUAUUUUGGGACCACAUUGAUCCUUAUGGGUACCAAGAGGAUGACGUGCUGAGUUUGAUAGAGCAAUUCAUAUUCCUAGUUCACAUCAAAAACCCAAUCCUGGACGAAGAUGUAUUGAGGCGUAAGGCCUAUGGCGUUGUUGAAGAUGGGUUGGGCUGGGACGGGCCAUCAUGCCUCGUUCUUCUUGCUUGUGCACUUGGAAUCGUCGCCACACCCUUUGAAGGUGUGUCCAAGGAUAUUAUACUAAAUUCAGAAGACACCAGCACUUCAACCUCGCCUCCUCGCCAGCGUGUUCUGGAGGAAGCAGAAGCUUAUUUUAUGCUGGCCAGGAAACGAAUCGGAUUGUUGAGCCAGUCCAUGCUAGCCAUCCAGUAUCAUUUCCUAACUGGCAUCUUUUUGAUGUAUUGCUUUAAGCCACUGGAGGCCUUUCAGAAUUUCCAUCAGGCGUCCAUGACCUUUCAGAUCUAUUUUAGAUCUGUGACUGCUUCCAUCAGGUCCGCUUCUGACUCCCGAGCCGAGCAGCGGUUAUUCUGGAGUUGCUUCAAGUCUGAAUGCGAGAUUCUGUCCGAAAUCGAUCUGCCCCAAUCGGGGGUCGGCAUCCUUCGUCAUCUGCAUACUUUCCCGUCUCCACCAGACCUCAGCAGUGUUGGCUCCCCGUUAACUACCACUGACGAUAGUACAGCAUACAGGCCAGCACCAGCACCAGCGUCAGCAUCAUCGGCCGCCUCUCAAAGCAAUCGAGUACUUAGCUGCUACUACUUCGAAAAUCACGACGCAUGGAUGGAUCUCAACACCCCGUCCAAGAUCCAAGUUGCAACCGAGCUCCUGCGCCAGCUCGAUCAAUGGUACGAAUGCCUCCCACACCUCGUCCGAUACCAUGAAGACGGCCAAGAAACCCAAGCACAAAUUCCCCAGGAGGAGCUACCAUAUAUGCCCCGCGUACGGUGCCUGGAGAUCAGAGCCCUGGUCUGCCGCCCUUUUCUAUUUUACAUGGUCCACAGCGUACCGGCGGCGGAUGAUCACGCCCACGACCCCGACCCCGACCAGCGGUCAGUUUUACGGCUCUUCAUAUCCCAGGCACUUUAUUGCAGCAGGCAACUUAUUGAAUCGAUAUCGCUUCGGCAUCGCCAUCAUGGAACGUGGUAUACUCUGCGCUUGAGCACGAUCUGCGCCCUGUCCAUAUAUGCAGCGGCGAAGAGAAACUUGGCACCAGAUGGAUGGGAGACAUCUGUUCGGCUCACUAUAAACACCUUGCAGUACUGGGAGAACGAAGCCCCAAGGGAUAUCAGAAAGGCGCGAGAAAUUUUGCAGGACUUGCUUUCGGGAGUAAGCAAAGACUGAAAGCUAGAAAUACAUAAAGAUAAUACACACGCGCGAGAUUGAGUUUGCUUUGGAGAUAUAUAUAUAUGUAUACCUGGGUUGAGAUCUGCAUGCCCCCCUCUCAGACUGAAUUGUCGACCACUAGCAAUCUAGGGCGAAAUAUGGGGCGAACAAAAGGACAAACAAAAUACUUUGUUAGCAACACUAGAGAGAAUGGAUGCCUAUUAGACAUCCUGAAAACCAAGCAAAAUAGGUGCCUGUUGCAGUUAGAUUGAGAGAAAAC
Aspergillus versicolor CBS 583.65 is the source of this 1630-nucleotide messenger RNA. Its product is annotated as fungal specific transcription factor domain-containing protein. The record is from RefSeq and is a predicted model, not a curated record. The coding region runs from base 1 to 1368 and encodes 455 amino acids. The transcript has 4 exons. NCBI's taxonomy places the organism in Eukaryota, Fungi, Ascomycota, Eurotiomycetes, Eurotiales, Aspergillaceae.